AUGAAUACGAAGCCUUCAUUGGCCACCAAGAUUCCUCUUGCUCUUGUGUCGUUUAAGGUGUUUGGCUGGUUUGCUGGUCUAACUGACGCGUACGCGACUUUCGAGACUGAGUACGCUCAGGCGCAGUAG
Messenger RNA from Peronospora matthiolae, 129 nucleotides. The record is from the annotation of a GenBank genome assembly. Lineage: Eukaryota; Oomycota; Peronosporomycetes; Peronosporales; Peronosporaceae.